AUGGAAAACCAAGAUCCUUCACCACCACCACCACCACAACAAGAUCAUCAUCACUCUCACAAUGAUAAUAAUAUUCAUGAUGAGUCUCAAUAUAAUCCAUUGUUCUUCUUGCCACCACCACCUUCUCCUUCUUCUUCCUCCAUGAUGAUGAUGCAAAACCCUUUGGUGCAAGAAAAUAUUGAUUGGGUUAGUUUCUUCUCUAAUGGAGAAAACAACAACUUGUUUAUUGGAGAGAAUCAUAAUACCAAUAAAGAAACAACAAUGGAAUGUGCUUCUUCUUCUUUUUAUGCUUCUACUUCUACCUCUACUACUUCUAUGCCGUCUCUGAUGACUGAGGUUCAUCAGAGCGGCGAGGAUGAGAAAAAGAAAGGAGGAAGAUUGAUGAAGAAGAAGACGAAGCCGAGGUUUGCAUUUCAAACAAGAAGUGCAGAUGAUAUUCUUGAUGAUGGUUACCGAUGGAGAAAAUAUGGACAGAAAUCUGUGAAGAACAGCAUGUAUCCAAGAAGCUACUACCGGUGCACUCAUCACACAUGCAAUGUGAAGAAACAAGUUCAAAGGUUAUCCAAAGACACAAGCAUAGUGGUGACAACUUAUGAGGGAAUCCAUAAUCACCCAUGUGAGAAGCUCAUGGAAACUCUAACUCCUCUUCUCAAGCAAAUGCAAUUUCUAGCUAGCUUCUAAUAAUAAAGUUUAAAGUUCUAACGGUGACACUACUGAAGCUUCUCUAUAUCUGCUUAGCAACAUGCACAUGUAAUAAUAACUUAAUUAUUUUUAAUUUAUGUAUAUGUAUAUCUAAAUCCCUAAUUAUGUAAUUUUCCAACAAUAAGUACAAAUUAUACACAUUACAAGUUGAUUUUUAUACUUUUUAUGUA
Arachis stenosperma is the source of this 872-nucleotide messenger RNA. Its product is annotated as probable WRKY transcription factor 24. NCBI's taxonomy places the organism in Eukaryota, Viridiplantae, Streptophyta, Magnoliopsida, Fabales, Fabaceae. The record is from RefSeq and is a predicted model, not a curated record. Gene Ontology annotation, biological process: regulation of DNA-templated transcription. The coding region runs from base 1 to 681 and encodes 226 amino acids. Gene Ontology annotation, molecular function: DNA-binding transcription factor activity; sequence-specific DNA binding. The transcript is spliced from 2 exons.